This is a messenger RNA of Protopolystoma xenopodis, 2076 nucleotides long. The record is from the annotation of a GenBank genome assembly. Lineage: Eukaryota; Metazoa; Platyhelminthes; Monogenea; Polystomatidea; Polystomatidae.
AUGUUUCGCCGCUCUAUGCAUCUUGGUGGAGGAGCCUGGGCCAGCGAGGUUCCCGACUAUCACAUUUCGCCUCCUACUCCUAUGCAAGCUACCAAUUCAACUGAAGCAACUAAAAGGCAUGUGGCUGCUUUCGCCAGAGGCUCUUCAACACACAUCGACGCCAUGGCUACCGAUCCAUGGACACCAAUGAUGCCCAGUGGUUGCGAAGAGUACCCCGUUGUUUCUAUCCCUCCGGGAAGAGAAAGCACCGUCGAUAAUUGCGAAUGCCAUAGCAGUACCGCCGUCCAUAAUAAUAGCAACUUUACCAAAUCACAGAAUAACAACAUUUCAAUCAACAGCCAGACAAUUACCGAUACCUUACCCACUGAUGAGCAUCUUGAGGGAGACUACGACGUGGACCGCAGCCUGACUGGAGAAUUGGUAAAUACACGUGCUAGUGAUAAAACUAGACGAGGCCAAGGGAAAACAGAAUGUAACAUUAAUGCAACGACACAAUUGGCAACUGUGGCUCCCUUGUUGCAGACUGUUGGCUAUUCAGAUUCUGAAUCAUCGAGCCCUGUAGGUGGCAGCAUGACUGGGGCCUGUCCCACGAAAAGACGAGCUCGGUCUCAGUUACCCCCACGACAUAUUGGUGCUAACACAGCAACAUGGCAGCAACAACAAAUCUCGUCUGUCCUUGGCACUGCUGGCCGAACCUCUUCGCCAUGUCAAUCACACUCACCUAGUCGACACAUGUGUAAACACCACAGUCAAAAUCACCGUCAUAAACAUCAUCCCCAUCUUGAUCAUUGCCAACACCAACCACAGUUGCAAUAUGAGCAGACACAAUCUCAUGAAAAACAUCAAAGACAUACUAGGGCAUCAAGUACCAAAUGCGAUCCGAUUGUCACGCCUAAAGAAACGUUUCCAUGUGCUCCAGAUACCUUGGUUGACUGCCAACUUCGCUCUGAAGUCUUUCAGCAAAGCAACACGGACACUCUUGUCCAGGGAUUGGUUAACUCAAUAGCCACUACAUCUAGUGGUUGUGUGGCAUCUCUCUUUCCGGCCAAAACUACCAAUGCCAAGCCACGUCGACUUCACUUUGUAUUCCGAUUGCCUGUGAUGGCUCGCGACGCAGAGCUUCUGCGUUCGGAGACUGAACGCUUGCUAUCUAGGCUAGCGACAUGCGACGGUAGCUGCGGCAAAAUUUCCUUUUCCUCUGCUUCCAAUAAUUGCGCACAUUCUGCCCUCGGCACUCGUUCCUCCGCCACGCACACUUCUUUGCCUUCCUCCUCGUGUUCAUCCGCCUCAUAUGAUUCUUCUCCCACUCUUUCUGCUUCCGCCAAUAGGACAUCUGUAGCAUCGUUUACCACAGACGAUUGCCAAUCAUGCAUCCCUCAUCCAGCAGGUGUCUACAUUACAUGUGUUGACAAGUAUCGGUUCUUCUGUCGAUUCGAUGAUAGUCAUUCCAAUGAAAAGUACCAGCAGCAUCAACCACGAAUUAAUCAGCUAACGCAGGGCGAUGAUCGCAAGACUCGAAUCGAUUCGACCACGGGCGAUAAUAGCAGCAAAAACAAAUACGGGAUUGAUCUUAUUACCAGUUUUGAUAAUAUUGAGAGUGAACCUGGUGGCAAUGAGCCCGAAGCUGAAGUAAGCGCCCAGUCUUUUGAAUCCCCUUCUUCUGUCGCUUUCGAUGUUGAGGUGGUUCGGCUGGCUAAGCCGCGUGCAUACGGAGUUAGGUUUAAGCGGCGCGCCGGCUCAGCAAAGAGGUUUAAACGUAUCGCUGAGGCCCUGGCAGGUCAAUUGCCAUUCAACAGCCAUGUGGGCACUGAACAAGAUAUUGAUGUUUUCAACUAUAAUUUUGGAAACUGGACCAUUCGAAAGAGCAUACACGAACGGUUUCUGGAGCCUCGUACUUCGAAUUCAGACUCACCACUUUCCUCCUAUCCAAAUACAUCCAGACCAAAUGACUUCAUUCUCGUGCUCGAUACAUCAUCAAUAUGUGGUCCCGGUCUCCCUUUUUAUCUCGAUCAGAAGUAUUCUGCUACUUUCGAGAAUACACUCAUUGUACCCUUACAUUUUCGUUUCCCUGCAUGA